AUGUCUCGUGAAUUUCAGUUUGAGAACGAAGAGGCGAUCUGUUGGAAAACGACGGUGACGCCCAACCUCCCACUGAAGAUGCAUCGUCACGACAGAGCGCGCGUUAUCGUCGCUCUUCAGGGAGGCGUGCUCAAGCGCGUGGACGAAGACGGUUCGACGCGUGAUUUGGUGUUUGAAACGGGCAAGGCGUACUGGUACGAGGCUGAUCCGCCGGAUAACUUACACGCGGACGUUAACGAGGGGUCAGAAGAUGUUGUCGUCAUCGUCACAGAGUUCAAGACGGAUGAAGAUCGAAAUGGAACUCGAAACGCUCGCGCAGAUUGCGGAUGUGGCGAAGGGGGGAAGUGUGACUGCAGAUCGAGAAUAGGAUUUCCAUUCAAGAUGCCUCUCGGGUGGGAGCCUCCUACGACGAAAAAGUAG
Messenger RNA from Ostreococcus tauri, 420 nucleotides. Its product is annotated as RmlC-like jelly roll fold. The coding region runs from base 1 to 420 and encodes 139 amino acids. Lineage: Eukaryota; Viridiplantae; Chlorophyta; Mamiellophyceae; Mamiellales; Bathycoccaceae. The record is from RefSeq and is a predicted model, not a curated record. The transcript has a single exon.